Messenger RNA from Alligator mississippiensis (American alligator), 3405 nucleotides. RefSeq names its product tumor associated calcium signal transducer 2 (gene TACSTD2). Lineage: Eukaryota; Metazoa; Chordata; Crocodylia; Alligatoridae. The transcript has a single exon. Bases 152 to 1072 code for a protein of 306 amino acids. Gene Ontology annotation, cellular component: membrane. The record is from RefSeq and is a predicted model, not a curated record.
CAGAACCUGUCUGGCAGGUCUGAUCUGGGUUUUGAAAAAGGGAGUGGCAUGCUGGCGUGCAGAAACCAGGAGACUUUUUGUGACUGGGCUUAGUCUUCAGGUAACACUUGUCUUGUCGUCUUAGAGGCUUCUUCCACUGUGUCCUGCAACCAUGGAGUCUAGGCUUGGGAUUGUGCUGGUUUUGAUGCUGGCAGCUGUAUCAUCAGCACACGGCUGUACCUGUGCAACCAACAAACGGACAACGUGCGCUCCGGACCUGUCUGGGGUCUGCGUCUGUCGGUUGAUCGGUUCAGCAUGGGUAGCAAAUUGUUCAACGUUGACUUCGAAAUGCCUGCUGAUGAAAACAGAAAUGACCCCGUCAAAGGCCAGGCGCGUCCCCUCUCAUGGCUUUUUGGACAACGAUGGCAUUUAUGAUCCAGACUGUACGGCCAGCGGCGCUUUCAAGGCCAAGCAGUGCAAUGGGACUGAUACCUGCUGGUGUGUGAACAGUGCCGGAGUAAGAAGAACGGAUAAGGGUGAUACAAAGUUAAAUUGCAGUGAGCUAGUUAGGACAAACCACAUCUUCAUCGAGCUCAAACACAAGAAAAGGUCUGAGCCCUUCGUUAAUUCUGAAGUAGCAAAUGCUUUGAGGUACACCAUUCAAAACCGAUACAAACUGCAUCCAAAUUACAUCAAAGACAUUGAUUACGAGUAUCCCUUGAUCUCUAUAAACCUAAAACAAAAUGCUUCGCAGAAAUCAAACAGUGAUGUUGAUAUAGCUGAUGUGGCUUAUUACUUUGAAAAAGAUGUCAAACGUGACUCCAUAUUUCAUUCCAAUAAUUCAUUCUUUCUGUCUGUCGGGGGAAAGCCUCUGGAUGUUGAAGAAAUGCUAAUCUACUACAUUGAUGAAAAGCCGCCAGAGUUUUCUAUGAAACAUCUGACUCCUGGUGUUAUUGCAGUGGUGGUAUUUGUGAUUUUGUCUCUCAUCGUUGGGAUUAUUGUGCUGGUUGUAACCAGGAGGCGGCGGACGGGGAAGUAUAAGAAAGUUGAAAUUAAGGAGAUGGGUGAAAUGAGAAGAGGACAGAACUUAUAGUUGCUGUACACUGAAGAUGGAAAUAAGACUUUGAAAAAAACAGAAUGAAAACAGCAGGAUUAUACUAUGUUUGUGUGGGUGGGUCUGAGGGUAUAUUUUGCUAAACCCUGAAGCCAUUGUUAUAAGACCCAAAUGACUUUAGAUACUUAAGAAUGGUAUUAAUUAUUCUCUCACAUAUACAUUUGUCUAGGAGUUGUUUAUCAAAACCUGUUUCAAAGAAAAGAUGGGCAGGCAUCUUGUUGCUAAAUUUUCCAGGCAUAUAGUUAUAUUUUCAAAGGACAAUAAAGUUGUUACAAUUUGUACCAUAUGUAUUUGGCAUAGGUCAUAAUACCUUCAUUCAUAUGAUCAGAGAUCUUGUUAAACUUCCUUAUGUACAUUUUAUGGGGCUCCUUUUUUGUUAUACCCCAUUACUGAUGUUUGAGUAUGUUCUGGUUCACUUGACAAGUGAACUGGCUUUCUGUUUUAAAAAGAAAUUUUUUAAGAUGGGCUCUUUGAUAAAGUUGUCAGAUUUUUUUUUUCACGGAUUUUUUUAAUUUAAUAAAUUCCUUUAAAUAACAACAACAAAAAGCAGAACAUUUGUAACAGUUUCCUUGGCUUACAACAUAACAGCCUUUUACUUAUUCACUCAUUUGUCUACAACCAUUUUCCAGGUGCAAAAAUAUUCAGGAAUUCAAAGUUGUAGUCAAACAGCCUCUUGCUCUGAUCCCAUAUGUACCCAGCAAGGGUCUGGCCACUUGUACCUACAAAAUGUCCCUUGAUAUUAAUAUAAGAGUAAGGGAGUUAACUUUGGUGUCCUGGCCAAAUUCCAGUGCUGGUAAUUGCUUUCUGUCUGUUUAAAUCUCCCUUGCAAUUUCAAUAAGAAAAGGUAUUUUUCACUGUAUAACAGCCUACAGCACUUCUACAGUGUUUGAGGACAAGUUGUAAAGAGUGCUCUAUUUCAUUAGAGCUGCAAGGAGUAAGCAGAAUGUAAUUAUCCAUGCUGGAAUUCAGCCAAGACACCUACACAUCUACAAAAUAGUUUAUGAUGUAGGUCAUCUUCACCAUGAAGGUCCUUUUUUUUUUUAAUUAAAAAAGAAAAAAUGGGGGAAAUUGUGGUUGCUAUUAGAUGUUAGAGUAGUGGCAGAACUGUCGCAUAUAUUCUGGACUGCACGUGGAGGUCUAAACUUCUACUAGGUAAUUUGAUAACUUGCCAAACAUGGCUCUUUGAGAAUGCAUUAUAACAGGUCAGCUGUCCAGUUUACUUUAGCAGCCUUAAUUUAUUUGGUUUGGUCUGUUCAGUAUUGUGCGACUCCUAUGGCUAGUUGCUUACUAACCAAAGAUGUAAAUCUCGAAAGUUUUCUGUUUUGCCUAGGAAAAAAUGAUGGGGGUCGCUGGGAGUCAGGAAGCCUGAAUUCUGUUCCCCAUUGAGCCAGCUAAGACAAAGUCCUCGGUUUCCUCACCUGAAAUAUGUGGGUAAUGGUACUUUUCCUUCUUUAAGAUGGAUGACUGAAAGACAUUAUGUAUGAGCCAAAUCUAGCUGUUGUUCUCUCAUCUGUAGGAUCUAAUUAAAUUUUACUACUGAUUAUAUUCUUUGUAGUAUAUGACACUAGAAAACAAGUCUAGAUUACUUAUUGCAUGUGACUUACCCAAUAUAGAUUUUGCACCUUCCUUCCAGGGACACAUCAAAACGUGAUGAAUUUUGGAAGAUGCAGUAUAUCUUUUUAUAGCACCAUGCACAAUAGAACCCAACUUUGCAUUUAGACACUACUCAGGUAUGAAGGUUAAUGAGGAACGAACCUGAACCAAAUCUCCACAUCUGAAUUCCCCCAACCCAUUGGGAAGUUCCUAGUCUGACCCCACCUCACUCCAUAAGCCAGCUUUGUGUUUCAUCUCGUCCUCUAUAAUUGGCUGACUUAAAAAUGGACAAUCUGUAGCUGAACAUCUCAGCUUUGGAGAAUUGCAGCCCAGAAUCAAAAUCCACACCUCAGGAUCAUCACAGACAGCUUUUGUUUCUUGUGUGCAUGCAGAACUAGAGCAUGCCAUCUGCGUGGUAUCCCUUGGAGUCUUCCCUUCCUCAACAAAAAUGUUGCAUGCUGGGCAGUUUCCUGACAUCACCCUACCGCGGUGUGCCUGCUCAUGAGAUUAUCCCCAAGGCAUACUGUUCUUUGACUCCUUUCUGACCCUUCCAGGUUCCCGGUGAUAGUACUUUCUAAUGAUGUCAAGACCAUGUCACUGGAAAUUCUUCCAAUCCCUAAACGCAUUUCAAAUACAAGGACCAAGAAUAGCUACCAGAUGGUAACAGCAGCAGUCGUUUCUGACCUGGGAAAUUAAAGAUAAAAGACUAUAUUGUAUUA